UGUCUUUCAGGUAGAGAUAGACUCUUCUGUACACACACCCUCUCUGCUAUAUAAUCCCACAUCGCAACAGGAGACCCUUAGAAAUCUUCCGAGUUCUCUGAAACCUAGAGGAAUUUAUCCAAAAGAUUACAAACGCAAAAAAGGCUUCCUGGAGUUAAAGAAGGAAGGACGAUUACAAAUAUUUGUUGCAUGAAGAAAUUUUGAAACUAAAAGAAGAAAGACGAGACGCCCAUGACGACAAUGACGACGAAAGCAAAGUUAGUCUUUUUCCACGUACUGACGUCACUUCCUGCGUUCUACACCAUGAGCCUGGAUGCAAACGUCACAGCUGGCCACGCCGUGUCGUCAUCGCUAGAGCCAAGCGUAGGCGGUGUGGAGAUGAGGAAGUUACGUCACAUGGAGGCGGAGCUCGAGGUGUUGAGGAGGACAGUGACGGAGCUCAAAGCUGGCGGGCAGUGUGGGUCACAAAGUCCGCAUGGAGACCAGUUAAAGGAGCUGAUGAGCGAAAUACAAGGUCUCCGUUCACAGUUUCAAGCCCUACAAAUGCGAAGAGAGUUAUCUGCCCUUCGCUCUGACAUGCUGCAAGCCAAAUCUUUGUUAGCAGACGCCGGAAGUAGACGGGACGACCUGCCAGGAGAAGAUGCCAGUAAGCAGGGCUCAGAUUUUGCAGGCAGAACAGUGGAAGCUGGUGUUGUCCAGAACAUUCCAUCCAUCUUGAGCUCAGGAUCCGUGUAUGAACGCUGUGGUCACGGAGGAUGCCCUAAUGAUACAGAAAUGGUUUAUACAGGGAUCAUCGGUGGUUCUAGUCAUGACCAGACCGGAGCAGCUGCCAACGCCCUGUGUCUGCCCUUGGAGCCUGUGUUAGUAAACAACCCGGGCACACCCCACGUGACACUCAUCGUAGGAGCAGAGUUAGAAGUGACCCCUCUCGCCCAGCACGAUCUUGACCCCCUGUGUGCCGUGUGUCGCACCCCACGACCCACCGUCGUCAUGGUGCCCGCUGCCAACGCUUGCCAGCUCGGGUGGACGCUGGAGUACUCCGGGUACCUUAUGGCAGGACACAACACUCACCCGGGAGCCUCACAGUUCAUCUGCAUCGACAAGCAGCAGCAGACGCGCAUGGCGUCGGACAAGAACGAGAACGGCAGACUGUUCUAUUACUCCACUGGUAUUUGCGGUAGUCUCCCUUGCCCACCUUACCAAGCUGGAAAAGUGUUUCCUUGUGUCGUCUGCUCCAAGUGAAGACGAUAACGGCGACGAACAUCAACUACAGUUAUGAUGAUUACAUUCUUGGAGCGAGUGGAUCAUAAAAAACUGCAGAAAUGUAAUACUUCUUGUUAUGUGCACUCUCAGCAAAGAGCAUAAUUGUAACUGCAAUUAUCUAUUCUUUCUCCCAAUGUUUCAUAUACUUCUUGCAAUUACACAGAAAUAACAAAUAAAAAUAAAUGUGUGCUGGUGUUCGUUUAUGUACGCGAUUGUGUACGUGCAUGCUACGUGUUAUCUAAAAAUAUAAACACACUAUUUUGUGUUCAACCUAGCCUGAAAUCAUUUCUUUGUGCUACAAAUGUAUCCUGCUCACCUAGGGGAUAACAUCUAACAUGAAUUUCUUUAUUAUACGCGUCUUACAUUCUUCAUACUGUAAUAAAUAUCAAAGUGCUUUCCCACAAUGUAGCAAAACAUAAUACAGUUUAUUAUGUGGACAUAUUCCUUGACAAAAACUAUUGUUUUCUCAGAUUUUAACAAAUUUAUUCAGAUAAAUCUCAGUCUUAAACUAAGAUUUAUCCAAUUUAUUAUUCACUCAGUCGUCCCGUGACCGCCACCUGUGGUUGGGUGGAUCACAUGGAUAGACCGCCACCUGUUGUUAGGGGAAUCACAUGGAUUUCAAAGAUCGUAUUAAGUUGCAUCGAAAAAUGUGAAGGCGAAAAGCGGUCAAAGGGAAAGAAUUCAAAAUCACAACGAUGGUCUAGUCGGACUGAGUUUCUUCCCCUGUUUAUUCAUUGCCUUACUGUUUACCGUAUUUGAGAAUUCCAAGCAUGUUUUUUUGUUAUCAGUACAGUAACAAACUACAGCACGAGAACUUUUAAAGCAUUAGCCUCUCCUUCUUUCAGGUUUUUGUGGACUGUGACCGCUUGAGUUUAUUUACUUUAUUUAUUUCUCUACGUAC
Pomacea canaliculata is the source of this 2164-nucleotide messenger RNA. RefSeq lists its product as uncharacterized. NCBI's taxonomy places the organism in Eukaryota, Metazoa, Mollusca, Gastropoda, Architaenioglossa, Ampullariidae. The transcript has 5 exons. The record is from RefSeq and is a predicted model, not a curated record. The coding region runs from base 232 to 1242 and encodes 336 amino acids.